AUGAAAACAAUCGCCUAACUCUUGAUGUUCUAAGAAUCAAAGACCUGUUUAACUUUACUGCGAAUAGUAUAUAAACUCUAUUUCUGAUUAGAUUUGUUAUCAGUUUUCUCAGAGUCCUCGAGUAACAAACAACCAAAAUCAUCAUGUUCAAAUUCGUUCUUCUUGUUGCCUUCUUUGGCUUGGCUGCUGCCGUUUCCGAUGAUUUUGCCGCUGAAACUAAGGCUCUUGAAAAUGUGAUCUCACCCGCAGGUGACUCCUUCCACUAUGGUUUCCAAACCUCAAACGGAAUUGAUGUCAACUCAGCUGGUGAUGCCAAUGUUAUCUCAGGAGCAUACAAAUACAUCUCACCCGAAGGACAAACCGUCGGUUUGACCUACACCGCUGAUGCUGAUGGUUACCAUCCAUCUGGAGAUCUUUUGCCUACACCACCACCAAUCCCAGCUGCCAUCAUCCGCGCUGUUGAAUGGAACUUGGCUCACCCACAAACCCAAGAAUCCGCUUUGGGACGUAAAUUCUAAGGCUUCAAUAAUUGACUAAUAAUAAAUUGGAGAUAAUAGUGAUAUGAUAAUAAAUGACCUUCCGGGUUUAAAGUAAAA
Messenger RNA from Eupeodes corollae, 596 nucleotides. Its product is annotated as pupal cuticle protein Edg-78E-like. The transcript has 2 exons. Gene Ontology annotation, cellular component: chitin-based extracellular matrix. The record is from RefSeq and is a predicted model, not a curated record. The coding region runs from base 144 to 518 and encodes 124 amino acids. NCBI's taxonomy places the organism in Eukaryota, Metazoa, Arthropoda, Insecta, Diptera, Syrphidae. Gene Ontology annotation, molecular function: structural constituent of chitin-based larval cuticle.